Desarmillaria tabescens is the source of this 1321-nucleotide messenger RNA. RefSeq lists its product as uncharacterized. The coding region runs from base 94 to 1038 and encodes 314 amino acids. Lineage: Eukaryota; Fungi; Basidiomycota; Agaricomycetes; Agaricales; Physalacriaceae. The record is from RefSeq and is a predicted model, not a curated record. The transcript has 5 exons.
ACAUGCCAGAUUUAUGUCUCCAUUGCCUGGAAUUACUGAUUCCCACAGCACUCCCCUUUCCACCUUCCGGUGUGGCCCUUGGCCUUAGACACCAUGUUCUCCUACGCUUUCUCUACUGCCAGUACAUAUUUUCAUUUACCAGUGGAUGAAGAGGAGGAUAGAGAUAUUGAAAACUACGAACGAAGAUACCUGACAUGGACAGCAGAGCCCUCAGGCCUACCCACCACCGACAAAUCAUACCCAACCUUGCACUCUGCAGACGCAGCAGACACCGGCCGUUACGACACGCUCAAGGAAGUCUUGGAGAACGAUGACCUAUACAAAGUUUUGGGCAUUGCCAAGGCAGCCAACCUCGAUAAGGUGGCCCUUCGUCGCGCGUACCUCUCUCGCAGUCGUGCUUGCCACCCAGAUAAAUUUCCUUCGGAGGCCAACGCCACUCUAGCUUUUCAAAAAGUGGCUGUGGCAUAUGAUAUUCUCAGUAAACCUUCCUCCAAGCGCCUAUAUGAUUCACGUCCUCCCUCAUCUACCUACGAUGUUUUCUCUGCGCAUCCUGCUGGAUAUGCAGAAGAAACCUUUCGCAGCGUGGUAAUCGGCGUCUUCAACGAUUUUCUCGACGGAGAUCUCGAAGUCAUUCGCACGCUCCUCAAAGCUAUCAAUGAUAUCAAUCCAGCACUCAGUUUAGGCGAAGAUGGCAUCAAUUCAGUCCUUCUGACACUCCAGCGGAUACGGCAGCGCGCUUUGACCUGUCGGACGUGCAUAUAUGCGCUUCACAAUGAACUUUGCCGUCUUCUGGAGAUCCAACACGCCCUGCGCCAAUUGUCAUACUUCGACCUUUUCGGUCGUUCUCGUCUCACCGUACGGCUCGCGCGCAUCACCCUUCGUCUUCCCAUAGCCGUAGAAAAAGCCAUAACGGAUCAAAAUAUCGCUUAUGGCGCCACAGACGCAGAUCAUGCUGCCGCCGCAAUACUUCCCAGUAAAGUCACCUUGCUGAUCCGCGGUGUCGAUAUUGCCUUGGAAAGAAUGGAGAAAAUCCUAUAGGACAUAUCGUAAUUGUUUUCAUUCAGCUUGUUUCUCUUGGUCGACCACUGUAUCUGGUAUUUAUGAUCCCCAUUACACUAUCUAAUUAGACAUUCUAUUGUAGUGUAUUUAUAUGUAGUUUUACAGGUAGAAACAUGUGUGGGCACAGGUUUUAACAGCACAUCCUCGCUUGAAUCAUAUGUGGCUUAUAGGUUGUUCCCAUCCGCAAAGGCAAAACGUAUCAUAAUUGUUAAGUACCUUACACAGUACAGUGGCAACGACCGGAGAACAGAGGUACAUGUCA